CCCUCUGGUGCUCUGGUACAGCCGUGAGCUCUCCUCUCCCCCAGCAUCAGGUCGAUCCCUCGACAAUGGACCCCGACGACCAGCACCUGCGAGGAACCCAGCACCGUCCACCCGUCCUCCUUCAGUCCGAUGACCACGACCACUCUGGUCAUCACUCCCGUCGCUCGUCGAAUCCUCACCCCCUCAGCUUUGGUCUCCCGGACAAACCCCUGUCGCGACAGGGUCACCGGCACGAUGAUAUGAACAACGACUAUGACGAUUCUUUAUUCGGAUACCACUCGGAUCACGGAGACCAUCGACGAGGAAGUGGAAGUGCCCUGGAUGAAGACGAGCGACCCGCUCCUGUGCACGCGCAGGCAUGUCAGGAUUCGUGCCCUGUGCAGGAUAUUUAUACAGAGACAUGUUAUUCGCGCUUCAGUAAAGGCGCCCGCACGAAUCUCUAUGGACUGGCGGUGAUCAAAGAACUGGAGAGUAGCACGCCACCAGCACCACGGAUACUGGAUCAAGGAAUUUCGUCCGCAGAGGAUACAUCAACUAAUAACGAUCGCGUGAAAGGAUCCAGCAUUUUUACAAGCAGCGGCGACAUUGCGUACAAACACCUCCCAGCAAGAUAUGCCCUCGUCGCAGCCGGUGGGACCAUCAAAUGCUUCAUGGGACUUCAAGAGUCAUUCGAGUUCACGCUUGGAGAGGCUGUUAAACCAGUAGGCAGCAUAGCUGAUACUGGAGCCACAGGAGCGACUGAAUCACCAUCAUCAUCAGCGGCAGCAGCAGCGGCAGCUUCAACAACAGCAACGGUGGUGAACCAGGAGAUCAUUUCCAUGGACGCGUUUGAACGCAAAGACGGACGUGGCUGUCAAUUGGUCAUCGCCGUAUCCAUUGCGAAAGGCGAGAAUCCUGCACAAUUUGAGCUGCGUUUCUAUGGUGCCAAUACGUUUGGCGAGAGCAUUCGAGAUCUCUUGGUUCAAUUGCCAAACACUACAGACAUUCAGUCCAUUCCAAUACCCUGGGCACCGACUAAGAUUGCCCACACCCCACUGGAUGACGACCCAUUCGAGAUGGCAGUCCUAGUAGCAGGGAGUGAUAGCAGUGUUCAUUUCUUUGUUCAGGAUCUGUCAACAUCAGAUACUUUGACCGACAAAUUCUUUGAUGAGCGACCUAUUGAGCCUCAUGUCACAGUCCUGGCGUCAUUCACGUACUGUGAAUACUGUGUAUUGAGUCUUGACGUAAAGGACUAUCCUACAUGCCGAGUCGUGGCGGCAGGGACACAAAACGGGACGUUGAAUGUCGGGAUUAUCCCUAGGGACCCUAAAACACUGAAACUGACCCGCUCUCAGACUAGGUGUCAUACUGUCGUCUUAUUUGCACCGAUCACGACUCUCAGCGUGUUUACGUCCCGAGUCCCGACAGAGCAUCGACAGAAGCGGGGCGGGGUCGUUGGUAAUAAGGAUGGUCAAGGGCAGACGCAGGCUGAUCAGCAGGCUGAACAGAGCGCGCAGACAGCGACUAACGAGCAACAGAAGAAGGAAGAUAUGAAACCACAUGAUGUGGAGGUGGACGAGGCUUUUGAGGAAGAAGAAGAAACUGGGAUCCAUCUGUUGGUGACCUGCGCGAUCGAGCAGGCUUGGGUCUACAGGUAAUAGACACAAGAAGCACUCAUCACCGUCUUAUCAAGAUAUUUGCAGAAAGGUCCUAAUUUUGCAUAUAUCGGUCCCUUUCUUUUUUUCU
This is a messenger RNA of Gamsiella multidivaricata, 1725 nucleotides long. RefSeq lists its product as uncharacterized. The record is from RefSeq and is a predicted model, not a curated record. Bases 66 to 1637 code for a protein of 523 amino acids. The transcript has 5 exons. Lineage: Eukaryota; Fungi; Mortierellomycota; Mortierellomycetes; Mortierellales; Mortierellaceae. Gene Ontology annotation, molecular function: actin filament binding. Gene Ontology annotation, cellular component: KICSTOR complex; lamellipodium; actin cytoskeleton. Gene Ontology annotation, biological process: negative regulation of TORC1 signaling; cellular response to amino acid starvation; actin filament organization.